AUGACGGAGGUUCUACCGAUUUCUUUGGUGAAUUUCAAUGCAGAUAGUGGUUAUUUAGAAGGUCUAGCACGUGGAAUUAAGGGUGGACUUCUAAAGCAAGCUGAUUACCACGUGCUAGUACAGUGUGAAACAUUGGAUGACCUAAAGCUCCACCUGCAUGAUACUGACUAUGGGGAAUUUCUUGCCAAUGAACCUGGACCUUUGACUGUGGGGAUCAUUGAAGAAAGAAUUCGCGAAAAGUUUGUGUCUGAGUUCCGACACAUACGCAACCAAGCUGUAUACCCAUUAUCUUUAUUUUUGGAUUACAUCACAUACAGCUAUAUGAUUGAUAAUAUCGUGCUUCUGAUAACAGGGACUCUACAUGGAAGACCGAUAUCCGAACUUAUGACUAAAUGCCACCCUCUUGGAACAUUUCUGGAAAUGGAAACCCUGAAUAUUGCAACUAACCCAGCUGAGUUAUACAAUGCUGUACUCGUGGACACGCCUCUAGCUCCAUUCUUUAUUGAUUGUAUUUCGGAGCAAGACUUAGAUGAACUUAAUAUAGAGAUAAUACGUAACACUUUGUACAGGGCGUAUAUUGAAGAUUUUUAUGCCUUCUGUAAGUCACUGGGUGGAAUUACUGCGGAGGUGAUGUGUGAGUUGUUGGCAUUUGAAGCUGACAGAAGGGCGUUUAUCAUAACAAUCAAUUCAUUCGGAACAGAACUCUCAAACGAAGAUAGAUCCAAACUUUAUCCUCGCUGCGGAAAACUUAACCCUGAGGGGCUUGUUCAGCUUGCUAAGGCUAACGAUUACGAACAAGUAAAAUCCGUUGCAAGGUACUAUUCGAACUAUUCCUCCUUGUUUGAAGAAACUGGCGAGGGCUUUGGAGAUAAGACAUUAGAAGAUAAAUUCUUUGAAUAUGAAGUCCAAUUGAAUGUAGACGCCUUCUUACAGCAGUUUCAUUAUGGUAUAUUCUAUGCCCUUCUUAAAUUAAAGGAACAAGAAAUGAGAAACAUUGUUUGGAUUGCGGAAUGCGUUUCUCAACGUCAUCGUACCAAAAUUGACUCUUAUAUCAAUAUUUUAUGA
Molecule: messenger RNA, 1065 nt
Organism: Schistosoma intercalatum
Lineage: Eukaryota; Metazoa; Platyhelminthes; Trematoda; Strigeidida; Schistosomatidae
Source: the annotation of a GenBank genome assembly